Messenger RNA from Zalophus californianus (California sea lion), 3854 nucleotides. It is a transcript of the gene ZNF41, whose product is annotated as zinc finger protein 41. The coding region runs from base 472 to 2799 and encodes 775 amino acids. Gene Ontology annotation, biological process: regulation of transcription by RNA polymerase II. Gene Ontology annotation, molecular function: RNA polymerase II cis-regulatory region sequence-specific DNA binding; DNA-binding transcription factor activity, RNA polymerase II-specific. NCBI's taxonomy places the organism in Eukaryota, Metazoa, Chordata, Mammalia, Carnivora, Otariidae. The transcript has 5 exons. The record is from RefSeq and is a predicted model, not a curated record.
UCCCGUAGAGACACUCCCGAGGGGACAGCCAUGUUAGUUGCCUGACAAAGUCACUAAAGAACAUUUGAAAGCCCGCCUCUCCACCUCCACGCACACGCGCUAACACAGCGCGAGGGCACCCUGUGGGGUGGCGGGCGGCCGGCCGCUCCCAAGCUGACACUGAGCAUGUGCACGGUGAAGUCCAGACACGGAAGAGUCCCUCAGAGUAUCCAGCACAGGGAGCUGCUCCCUUGGUGCCCCCAGGAAGCAUUUUGUGGGGUGAAUGGUGACUGACCACGUGCACACUGGCUCUCCAGGGUUUCUUGGAGUCUCUGUGGAGCCCCUGGGCCAGACCCCGAAGCAGAGUCUGUAGGACCUACCUCCUGGCCCCAGCAGCCCUGAUUGAGUCCCCGGCUGCCCGGCUGGCUUCGAGCUCCUGGGAAGAGCAGAGUCAUCAGCAAGAGAGCCCUUGAGCUGAGGCCCAGCGGGAACAUGCCAGCUAACCGGAGUUCUCCCCAGUGGCCCUCGGUCCUGGCUGCAGAGGGAUGUGUCAACUUGUGUGAGGUCUCCGUGUCAUUCGAGGAUGUGACUGUGGACUUCAGCAGGGAGGAGUGGCAGCACUUGGACCCUGCUCAGAGACGCCUGUACCGGGAUGUGACGCUGGAGAAUUACAGCCACUUGCGCUCAGUGGGGUACCAGGUUCCCAAACCAGAGGUCAUCUUCAAGUUGGAGCAAGGAGAGGGGCCAUGGACAUUGGAGGGGGAAACCCCACAUCAGGGCUGUUCAGACGAGGCUACUGGGGAAAUGCAACAACAGAGAAUUUCUGGGAAAGUUUCAUUCCACUGUGAGAAAUUUGGUCAGCCCAUAGGAAAAGAUCCAUUGUGUUCCAUUUUAGAAGAAUUGUGGCAAAAUAAUAGCCAGCUAGAGAGAUAUCAAGAAAGCCAAAAUAACCCUUUAAGUCAUGUGAAAGUACUGAUUAAGGAAAGGGGCUAUGAAUUUAAAAAUACUGAAAAAAUAAUUCACGUGAGUACCAAGCUUGUUCCUUCCAUUAAAAGACUCCAUAACUAUGACACCUUUGGAAAGAGUUUGAAGCAUACUUUAAACUUACACAAUCAUAAUAAAAGCAAUGCAACAAAGAAGCUUGGUAAGAUUUUUGGAAAUGAUACUAAUUUUGCCCAUAGCUCUUCCUCUACUGAGAAUGCGAAUACAGGAGCAAAUUCCUGUGAGGUUAAUCGAUGUGAAAAACAUCUUGGCAACGAACAAGUUCUCAUCCACCAUCAGAAUAUUCAGACUGGGGAGCAACUUUAUGUAUGUACUGAGUGUGUAAAGAGCUUCCCCCAGAAGUCACAUCUCUUUGAGCAUCAGAGAAUUCAUGCUAAGGAAAAAUCCCAUGAAUGCCAUAAAAGUGACAAAGCCCUCAUUCUGAAGCCACAGAUUAAUGGACCUCAAAGUGUUUGUGCAGGAGAUAAACCCUAUAUAUGUACUCAAUGUGGGAAGGCCUUUACUCUCAAGUCAAACCUCAUUACACAUCAGAAAAUUCAUACCGGGCAGAAACCGUAUAAAUGCAGUGAAUGUGGAAAAGCCUUUUUCCACAGAUCAUAUCUCUUUAGACAUAUGAGAAUUCAUACAGGAGAAAAACCAUAUGAAUGCAGUGAAUGUGGAAGAGGCUUCUCCCAGAAUUCAGACCUUACUAUACAUCAGAAAACUCAUACUGGAGAAAAACACUAUGCAUGCAGCGAAUGUGGGAAAGCCUUCACAAGAAAAUCAGCACUCAGAAUGCAUCAGAGAAUCCACACAGGAGAGAAACCCUAUGUAUGCACUGAAUGCGGGAAGGCCUUCAUCCAGAAAUCACAUUUCAAUACACAUCAGAGAAUCCAUACUGGCGAAAAGCCUUAUGAAUGCAGUGAGUGUGGAAAAUCAUUCACUAAGAAGUCACAACUCCAUGUACAUCAAAGAAUUCACACUGGAGAAAAACCCUAUAUAUGUACAGAAUGUGGAAAGGUCUUUACUCAUAGGACAAACCUCACUACACAUCAGAAAACUCAUACUGGAGAGAAACCCUAUAUGUGUGCUGAAUGUGGCAAGGCUUUCAGUGACCAGUCAAAUCUCAUUAAACACCAGAAAACUCACACUGGAGAGAAGCCCUAUAAGUGCAAUGGCUGUGGAAAAGCCUUCAUAUGGAAGUCACGCCUCAAAAUACAUCAGAAAUCUCAUAUUGGAGAGAGACACUAUGAAUGCAAUGAAUGUGGGAAAGCCUUUAUCCAGAAAUCGACACUAAGUGUGCAUCAGAGGAUCCACACAGGAGAGAAACCCUAUGUUUGUCCUGAAUGUGGGAAGGCCUUCAUCCAGAAGUCACACUUCAUUGCACAUCAUAGAAUUCAUACUGGAGAGAAGCCUUAUGAAUGCAGUGACUGUGGGAAAUGCUUUACUAAGAAGUCACAACUCCGUGUGCAUCAGAAGAUUCACACAGGAGAGAAACCCAAUAUAUGUGCUGAAUGUGGAAAGGCCUUCACUGACAGGUCAAAUCUUAUAACACACCAAAAAAUCCAUACUAGAGAGAGACCCUAUAAAUGCAGUGACUGUGGAAAAACCUUCACCUGGAAGUCUCGCCUCACUAUCCAUCAGAAAUCUCAUACUGGAGAAAGACACUAUGAAUGCAGUAAAUGUGGGAAAGCCUUCAUCCAGAAAGCAACAUUAAGUAUGCAUCAGAUUAUUCAUACCGGAAAGAAACCCUAUGCUUGUACAGAAUGUCAGAAGGCCUUCACUGACAGAUCAAAUCUCAUUAAACACCAGAAAACACAUAGUGGAGAAAAAGUAUAAAGCCAUUGACUGAAAAAGCCUUCAGCUGGAACUCACAACUGGGGAUGCAUCAGAUGUCUCAUAGUGGGGAAGAGGAGUGCCGGAUGCUGCGACUGGGGUACAGGGGGAGGUGGGCAUGACAGCCCACAGCUUAGGUAAACAGAAGGCAGACAGAGCCAAGUAUCCUUCAGUCAACUGGAAAUACAAGUACCUGCACCACCACAGUUGACAUGCAGUUAUAUGCAUAGGGAGACACUUUGAUAAGGCAUUUGAGCAAUAGUCCUGUUUGGUUGCAUGAUUCACACAGAGACCUUCAAGCUCUUACAAAUGGGUAGAGAGACAGACCCCAGGAGAUGGUAGAAAGGCCCCGGGAGAUGACUUGUAAUCUCUUAUGUUUCACUUUUUGGAUGAAGGACUUUAUAAAUUCAGCACUGAUUAGUUCUUCAUACCCUGGGAAUGUAGAAGUACUUAAUAUUGGCCACCUUUUUUUUUUUUCAAAUUUCUAGGGUGGGGAGAAGGGUUUUCAUUGUCCAGACACCUGCAGAGCACCAAAGUCAAGGCAAAAACCUAUUUGGGAAGGCAGAUCUGUGAGUAGAAGCCAGAAGUUUUUGUGAUCGUGGACAUUUAAGGCACAGGAAAAAUUGCCACGGGGAAUUUUUCUUUCUCUUCCCUUCACCAGAGUAUAUUUUUAAAAAACGAAAUAGAAUUUUUAAACUCCAAGUGUCACUUUAGGUUUAAAAUGACUUUAUGCGUUGGCAAAUUAGGCAUAGCUCUAGCCAAUGUUAACAGGAAUAUAGUUAUUAAACCCUACAGACAUCUAAAGGUGGCAACUGUUCUCUCAUUACUUCCGUGCUGUGACAGCUGGUGAUUCACAUCCAAAAAAGGUAUGCAUACUUUCUAACCUGUACCCCAAAAGCUAUCAUUUAUGUAAGCUGCAGACCAUAGACUUCUCAUCCCCCUAAAACAAUGGAACUGAGCCACAACACACUGGACUUCCGGUCUCAUCUGCUGAAGCUUCUGCUUUCUUUGGGAUUCCUGUUUGAAAAGGAGUGGUUGAUAAAUUGGGUUUCAAUAUA